Molecule: messenger RNA, 1822 nt
Organism: Trypanosoma theileri
Lineage: Eukaryota; Euglenozoa; Kinetoplastea; Trypanosomatida; Trypanosomatidae
Product: putative glucose-regulated protein 78
Exons: 1
Biological process (GO): protein refolding; cellular response to unfolded protein
Cellular component (GO): cytoplasm
Molecular function (GO): ATP hydrolysis activity; ATP-dependent protein folding chaperone; heat shock protein binding
Source: RefSeq, a predicted model, not a curated record
AUGACAUACGAAGGAGCGAUCGGUAUUGACCUCGGCACAACGUACUCGUGCGUGGGUGUGUGGCAGAACGAGCGUGUGGAGAUCAUUGCCAAUGAUCAAGGAAACCGCACGACACCGUCGUACGUGGCGUUUACCGACACGGAGCGCCUGAUUGGUGACGCGGCGAAGAACCAGGUGGCGAUGAACCCAACCAACACCGUUUUCGACGCGAAGCGCCUCAUUGGUCGCAAGUUCAGCGACCCGGUGGUGCAGGCGGACAUGAAGCACUGGCCCUUCAAGGUGGUCACAAAGGGUGACGACAAGCCUGUGAUCCAGGUGGAGUUCCGCGGCGAGACCAAGACGUUCAACCCGGAGGAGAUCAGCUCUAUGGUGCUGAUGAAGAUGAAGGAGGUGGCGGAGUCGUACCUUGGCAAGCAGGUGAAGAAGGCGGUGGUGACGGUUCCGGCGUACUUCAACGAUUCGCAGCGACAGGCGACAAAGGAUGCCGGCACGAUUGCCGGUCUGGAGGUGCUGCGCAUCAUCAACGAACCGACAGCUGCUGCCAUCGCGUAUGGUCUGGACAAGGUGGAGGAUGGCAAGGAGCGCAACGUGCUCAUCUUCGACCUUGGCGGUGGCACCUUUGAUGUGACUCUGCUCACGAUCGACGGUGGUAUCUUUGAGGUGAAGGCGACGAAUGGUGACACGCACCUUGGUGGUGAGGACUUCGACAACCGCCUUGUGUCCCACUUCACUGACGAGUUCAAGCGCAAGAACAAGGGCAAGGACCUGACCACCAGCCAACGCGCACUGCGUCGUCUCCGCACAGCCUGCGAGCGCGCCAAGCGCACCCUGUCUUCUGCGGCACAGGCAACCAUUGAAAUUGAUGCACUCUUCGACAAUGUGGACUUCCAGGCAACCAUCACCCGUGCGCGUUUUGAGGAACUGUGCGGUGACCUCUUCCGUGGCACGCUGCAGCCGGUGGAGCGUGUGCUGCAGGACGCCAAGAUGGACAAGCGCGCCGUGCACGACGUUGUGCUGGUUGGCGGCUCCACGCGCAUCCCCAAGGUGAUGCAGCUGGUGUCCGACUUCUUCGGCGGCAAGGAGCUGAAUAAGAGCAUCAACCCCGACGAGGCUGUUGCGUACGGUGCCGCGGUGCAGGCCUUCAUCCUGACAGGUGGCAAGAGCAAGCAGACGGAGGGUCUGCUUCUGCUCGACGUGACGCCGCUGACACUUGGUAUUGAGACAGCUGGUGGCGUCAUGACCGCACUGAUCAAGCGCAACACGACGAUCCCGACAAAGAAGAGCCAGAUCUUCUCCACGUAUGCGGACAACCAGCCGGGUGUGCACAUCCAGGUGUUUGAGGGCGAGCGCGCCAUGACAAAGGACUGCCAUCUGCUCGGCACCUUUGACCUGUCCGGCAUCCCACCGGCUCCGCGUGGUGUGCCGCAGAUCGAGGUGACCUUUGACCUCGACGCCAACGGCAUUCUGAACGUGUCUGCGGAGGAGAAGGGCACUGGUAAGCGCAACCAGAUUGUCAUCACGAACGACAAGGGACGUCUCAGCAAGUCCGACAUUGAGCGCAUGGUCUCUGAGGCCGCCAAGUACGAGGCCCAGGACAAGGAGCAGCGCGAGCGCAUCGAAGCUAAGAACGGUCUGGAGAACUACGCCUUCUCGAUGAAGAACACCGUCAAUGACCCCAACGUCGCCGGCAAGAUAGAGGAGUCCGAUAAGACGACCAUCACCAACGCCGUGGAGGAAGCACUGCAGUGGCUGAACAACAACCAGGAGGCCUCCAAGGAGGAGUACGAGCACCGCCAGAAGGAGCUGGAGGGUGUCUGCCAAC